CCCAGACUGAGGAGCUCCAGAUGGGUAGGAGGUGACAAAUUUUGGGGCUGGUCAGUACCUGAACUGGACACUUUGAGAGCCCCUCAGGGAGCUGAGCUGACCCCCAAUGGAGUGGACGGGCCUGGGCCUAGGUUUGGGAUGGAGGAACUGUACAGGCUUGUCGGCAGUAAAGAAAUUGACACUGAUACAAACUCCUAACAUAGAAGCACCAAGUGGGAUUUACACCAUUGUAGCUUAAUUCAGCAACCACAUGCAGAUACGUACCAGUGUGCACCUUGUGGAAUGCGUCUGCACAACAUACACUCCCUGAUGAGGUCCAGCUCCUUACGUGGGAAAUAAUGGCCCACGUGGGGGAAAGAUUAGCGUAUUUCCAAGCUAUCUGAUUUGUCCAAAUGAAGAAAAUAUUAGAAUCCCAAGAUAAAAUAGGCGCCCCCAUGAGUCAUGAAAAUCCCUUUCUUGAUUUGAUACAAAUUAACAUAAUGGGUUAUGGGGAGGGGAGCUGACGUGAAAAUGCCCUGGCUUUGUCCAGGGCUGGCUUUGUCUGUGACAUCAGCACUAAGGCAAGGCAUAAAACAGGCAAACAGGGGCUCUUUGGCUCACAGAGUCCAAUCAUCGGAGGAAGGAAGCAGCAUCGCACUCCAGAACUCCUGCUUGACACACAGCUGGACUCACACCUUGCUAAAUUCUGGCACCAGCCACAAGCCUUGGGGGAGCUGAAGGGAAUGAAACUGCUGGCUGCCUGCUUCAUGGACCUGCUGCUCACCUGUCUGGCCCUGCCCAAAGCCGAAUGCCGACUCCACGAGCGAUCCAUGGAAAUCAGGAACCCUGAUAUCGACCCUUCCUGGUACACGGGGCGUGGGAUCAGCCCCGUGGGACGGUUUGGCCAGAGGAGAGCUGUCGUGGAGAGCUCCCGGAUGUUGGGCUAUGGACACAGGCAAGCUUGCUUCCCUCUAGAAGAAAGCAGUGAAUCCCUUCAAGAUGAAUGAAAUGGCCAAGACAAAGAAUGAAUUUGAAUGAUGAUAAGAAAAGACCCUUCUCCUCUCUCCCUUCCACAUCCCAGCCUCUCUUCUAGGCACAUGAAAAUGUUUGGUCUCAUUUCAAUGUAAAGUAUCUUUGUGGCUAUAAAUGAUAGAAACCAAAGAGCAGUUGCUAACUCCACUAUUUUUGCAGACAAUUUCCCUCUUGUCUGUUUUUCCUUUUUCUCUCCCCUGUUCCCCAUUUGUCCCCAUCUCUGGCUUUUGCUCUUAAAUCUAACAUGAUUUGUGCCAGAAAAUUGCUGGGGGAAAGAAAUACAAAUUCCCAUGUUAAUUAUCUUCCUAGAACAUGGGCUCUUUUAUAC
Molecule: messenger RNA, 1339 nt
Organism: Mauremys reevesii (Reeves's turtle)
Lineage: Eukaryota; Metazoa; Chordata; Testudines; Geoemydidae
Product: prolactin-releasing peptide-like
Exons: 3
Coding region: 723-986 (87 amino acids)
Biological process (GO): G protein-coupled receptor signaling pathway; response to peptide hormone; feeding behavior
Molecular function (GO): prolactin-releasing peptide receptor binding; neuropeptide hormone activity
Source: RefSeq, a predicted model, not a curated record